AUGGUUGCUAUCAAGAAUCUCUUCAACGCCCUCCUGGCCACCGCCCUCAUCAGCGGCACCAACGCCCUUCCAGCCCCGGAGGCCAUCGGAGACGUCGUGGACACCCUCAACGUCGCAGCAACCAACUACGACCACCUGCACAACGCAGUCAAGGCCUUCAACGGACAGGCUGCCCAGUACGCCGCCAUCACCAACAACGAGGCUGCCGUUGAAGCAUCCGUUCAGCGCGCCAUCGACGCCGCUCAUGCCACCCUUCCUCUUUCCGACGAAGACAGCAAGUUUGUGAUGCAGGCUCUUGCGAAGCCUUACCCCGAGUUCAUGGGCAAGCUGCUUGGUGAUAUCGUCGCCAAGAAACCCCAGGUCAACCAGGUUGGCAAGAAAGGUGAUAUGCUGCGCAUUCUCAACAAGCUGAGCGUUCUCUCUGCGGAGCUUCCUGAUGCUCUUGGGGAGAAGGUGGAUGCUAAAGAUGCGGAGUUGAUCAAGGGUGGAGAAAAGUGGGUUCAGGGAUUGUUUGGUGCUGCUAUCAAGGCUUACACUCAGUGA
Aspergillus thermomutatus is the source of this 543-nucleotide messenger RNA. Its product is annotated as cell wall mannoprotein 1 family protein. Gene Ontology annotation, cellular component: extracellular region. The coding region runs from base 1 to 543 and encodes 180 amino acids. Lineage: Eukaryota; Fungi; Ascomycota; Eurotiomycetes; Eurotiales; Aspergillaceae. The transcript has 2 exons. The record is from RefSeq and is a predicted model, not a curated record.